AUGGGUAAUGAUUUCAUGGAUUGUCCAGAAUCAUAUAAGAGGAAAAAAAUAUGCUAUUCUUAUUUUCAUGAAAAGUUUAAUACGUACCCUCGUGCAGUUAACAUAGAACACGAGGAGUAUUUAAAUUAUAUUUACAAGUUCCCUGAUCCUAUUUUAAAAUAUGUAGCUUUAUAUUUUUAUAAUAAUUAUUCAAUUGCCGAAAAAUUUUUUAAUAAAAAAGAUCAAAAACGUCAUAAUGUAGCAUGUGCUGUUAUGAAUAGAUGGUUAAAUCAACAAAAAAGUUUCUACACUCACUUUGGGAAGUGCCAUGAUAACACACGCUGGUGGGAUAUUUAUAUUGAACCAUUAUGGGAAAAGCUAGAAGAAUAUUAUUCUGAAAGGGUAUGUAAAAGAUUUAAUUCAUAUUAUGAUAAACCAGCAGCUGGUGUGAUUUCCGAUAAAAAUGAAUGUUACAAACGAGAACCUGAAGAAUUUAUUUGUUAUGAUGAAUCAAAUUAUGAUAAUAGCACUCUUAAAACAAAUUGUGCUAAACUUAGUAUUUUAUUCUCCUUGUGUAAAGAUAACUCUCUACUUAAAGAUAGCACACAUAAUUCAACCAAACCUGAUUAUUGUCCUAAUGAUUAUAAAUAUGAAAAAAUUAACUAUACUUCUCUAUUAAAAACUGAAAAAUAUUGUGAUUGUCCAACACUAAUGAGUAACAUUUUUUUUCCAGUUUGUGUAACAAUUUUAGGAACAUUAUUUCUUGCUUUCUUUCUACUCAAUUUCACACCUCUUGGGCGAAUAUUCUCAAAUCGUGUUAUAAAUAAAAACAAUUUAAUUAAGUCUUUUAACGAAGAAUUAGUAUAUGAACAACAUGAAAGAUCUAGAAAUAAUAUUCCACAUUCUAGAAAAAGAUAUAAUAUAUAUUAG
Plasmodium gonderi is the source of this 909-nucleotide messenger RNA. RefSeq names its product variable surface protein. The coding region runs from base 1 to 909 and encodes 302 amino acids. The record is from RefSeq and is a predicted model, not a curated record. Lineage: Eukaryota; Apicomplexa; Aconoidasida; Haemosporida; Plasmodiidae. The transcript is spliced from 3 exons.